AGUCGGUUUUUGCUUUCCGAAAUAAAUAAAUAAAUAAAGAAACCAAACCAUGGAGAAUCUAAGACUGUUGGUGAUGGACACCUACAGCACCUUACUCGACCGGGAACUUUGCAUCAACGAAUGGGCCCAGGAGCGAUUAAGUUUUGCGGAGCCCUUGUGGCGAUUUAUGAGCAUUUAUCUGGAGCCCAGUAUUCUUUUUAAUCUCCUAAUACCUCUAUCCGGCAUCUAUAGUCAGGAGCUACUCACGCACUUGCUCUCGGCGGUUACUCUGGUCAGCACUUUGAACUCCUUUGAGAAGUGGAUCUAUCCAGAAAUGCGUCCUUUGUGGUGGCUCAGAGAGCAAUACGCCAAAGGUCAAGUGCUUAACAAGCCGCAGGUUGCUCUGGAAAGCAAUAAUCUGAGUUGUGAAACCAGCGGCGGGCUUCCCUGUGGCCACUCAAUGACCUUCACCGUAUUUGUUCUGAUCCUGGCAUCCUUUUUCUUCGUUCACUGCUGGCAAAGAUAUGUGUACUGGCGUUCCUCCAUUUGGCGUUUUUUUCUAUAUCCUUUGAUUGUCAGUGUGGUGGUCUGCAUGUGGCUAAGCCGUCUCUUCCUGGCCACCGAGUUCCUACACCAGUGCGUUCUGGGCAGUUACUUUGGCAUCAGAGCUUUAAAUUGCUUUGAGGGAAACAUAAAGUACCUAUAUUCCACACGACGACGAAGUGCUGUGAUGGUGGUUAUCAUUUUAGGAGGAAUCGCUAUAGGAGUUUAUUUUCUUAAGCUGCAUCUUAGCAUCGAUCCACAUUGGUCUGUGAGAGAGGCUUUCAAAUGGUGUCCCGAAGCCACCUUCAUGCGCCAUGAGGCUAGUCCCAUAUUUAUACUGACCCGAGAUUUGGGAAACCUAAUGGGAAUGGCUUUGGCAUCCCCCCUAUCAAAGCAAAGAAGCAAGGAGUCGACAUUUUUGCGAAGGUGCAGUGUCUUGGGAGCUUUGGAGUUGAUUAAUUAUGGCUUGAGGCAAGCUACUCCCAAACAAAACGGCCGAUUUGCUUUCCUAGCCUAUGAAUUUUCUAGAAAUGCUUUUCACUCCCUGACAUUGUUAAAAUAUUUAACAAAUUUGUACUAGAUUUA
Molecule: messenger RNA, 1107 nt
Organism: Drosophila bipectinata
Lineage: Eukaryota; Metazoa; Arthropoda; Insecta; Diptera; Drosophilidae
Gene: G6P
Product: Glucose-6-Phosphatase
Biological process (GO): gluconeogenesis; glucose 6-phosphate metabolic process
Cellular component (GO): membrane
Molecular function (GO): glucose-6-phosphatase activity
Source: RefSeq, a predicted model, not a curated record